AUGGCACCCAACAUCCAAGACGGCAACAACAAACGCAACCUUAUCAUCGUUUCCAACCGUCUUCCCCUCUCCGUCAAAAGGGUAGAUGGCGCAUAUCUAUCCAGUCUCUCAAGUGGAGGUCUCGUUACCUCGCUGUCCGGAUUGACGAAAUCGACAGAAUUCCGUUGGUUUGGGUGGCCCGGGAUUGAAGUCAAGGACUCCAAGGAUCGCGAGCAAGUCUGUCACAGUCUGGACGAGCAUAAUGCAGUCCCAAUUUUCCUAGACACCAAUCUGGCAAACGAGCACUACAACAAGUUUUCAAAUACUAUUCUCUGGCCUAUCCUGCAUUAUCAAUCCGGGGUGGUCUACGAAGACGGCCCAUGGCAGGCGUACAAGCGCGUCAACGAGAUCUUCGCCGACACCAUCGCGGAAGAAGCCACCAAGGGCAGUCUGAUCUGGGUGCACGACUACCAUCUCAUGCUGUUGCCCAGCCUCCUACGCGAACGUCUUAACAAACAAAACAAACCAUGUGCUAUUGGCUUCUCACUGCACACGCCUUUCCCCGCUGGAGACUUCUGGAAGGCACUUCCUGUGCGAAAUGAGCUUAUUGAGGGAAUGCUAUCGAGUGAUCUGAUUGGAUUCCAUACGGAUGAAUAUAAGCAAAAUUUCACCGAUACGUGCGCUCGUCUCUUGGGCGCGCGAACCGAAAUCCCCGGAAAGAUUCUCUUCAAAGACCGACUCGUUUGCGCCGAUAAAUUCAUCGUCGGAAUCGAUCCCCAGAAAUUCAUAGACACAUUGCAGAAACCGGAAGUCCAGCACCGAAUCGAACAGCUGCAGAACACUUACAAGGAUAAAAAGGUCAUUAUUGGCGUGGACCGGUUGGACUACAUCAAGGGCUUGACGCAGAAAUUGAAGGGUUAUGACAUGUUUUUGGAUGAUCACCCAGAGCUCAAGAACAAGAUUGUCUUGAUUCAAGUCGCCGUCCCAAGUCGUGAAGAUGUGAAAGAAUAUCAGGAGCUGGAGACGGAGCUCAGCACCAUUGCAGGAAAGAUUAACGGGAAGCAUGCUACCCCCGAUGGAACGCCCCUUCUCUACAUGCACCGCUCGGUCCCGUUCGACGAACUGACUGCGCUAUACUCCGUCGCCGAUAUCUGUCUUCUCACCUCCACCCGCGACGGAAUGAAUUUGGUUGCCUUUGAAUACGUCGCCUGCCAGAAGGAGCGACAUGGUGUGCUGGUCCUCUCCGAAUUUGCUGGGGCAUCCGCCUUCAUGCGAGAGGGAACCGUUACCUUCCACCCAGCGAAUACAACCGAGCUGUCGGAGGCUAUCAACAGGGCCGUGAAUAUGCGUGACGAGGAGCGAAAGAGAAAGCAUGAAAACCUGCGGCUCUUCAUUGAAGAUAAUACGAGUGCUAAAUGGGGAGAGACGUUUAUCAAAAGAUUGUCACAGCGCUUGUAG
Messenger RNA from Aspergillus wentii DTO 134E9, 1437 nucleotides. Its product is annotated as trehalose-6-phosphate synthase. Gene Ontology annotation, cellular component: cytosol; alpha,alpha-trehalose-phosphate synthase complex (UDP-forming). The record is from RefSeq and is a predicted model, not a curated record. NCBI's taxonomy places the organism in Eukaryota, Fungi, Ascomycota, Eurotiomycetes, Eurotiales, Aspergillaceae. Gene Ontology annotation, biological process: trehalose biosynthetic process; cellular response to heat. Gene Ontology annotation, molecular function: catalytic activity. Bases 1 to 1437 code for a protein of 478 amino acids. The transcript has 5 exons.